GUACAGUGGGAGGGGACCUGCGGUUGUCUUUGAACCCGGUCCAGUGAUUUCCGUCAGUCAGUCAGUCAGUCAGUGAGACUCUGCCUACCUACCGGCUCAUCCACCGCGGCACCAGCAGCUCCUCUCACCGCGCUACAGCCAUGAAAAUCUGGACAUCGGAGCACAUAUUCAACCAUCCUUGGGAGACGGUGACCAAGGCUGCCAUGCAGAAGUAUCCCAACCCCAUGAACCCCAGUGUGAUCGGAGUGGAUGUUUUGGACCGAGACGUCGACAAACAGGGACGCCUCCACAGUAAAAGACUGCUGAGCACAGAGUGGGGUCUUCCAUCUAUAGUGAAAUCUAUCAUUGGCAACGCACGAACAUACACAUAUGUUCAGGAGCACUCGGUCGUGGACCCCAAAGAGAAAAUGUUUGAACUUCAGUCCACUAAUAUCACCUUCACAAACAUGGUGUCUGUGGAUGAGAAGCUAACGUACAAACCUCACCCCGAGGAUCCAGAGAAAACGGUGCUGACUCAGGAGGCUAUCAUCUCUGUGAAAGGAGUCAGUCUCAGCAGUUACCUGGAGGGAGUUAUGGCCAGCACCAUCUCUGCUAACGCUGGAAAGGGCCGUGAAGCCAUGGAGUGGGUGAUCAGGCGGCUGAACGCAGAGAUCGAGGAGCUGGCAGCCACAGCACGUGGGACCAUACGGACCCCGAUGGCCGCCGCCGUCACUGAGAAAUGACACCUGCCUCUAUGAUCCAACAGAGUCAGCACAACACAAGCAGCCUCCCUUUAUGAUGCUCAUGCUGUUUUGGUGCUCUGGGUUUUUGUAUUAUUUAACUCCUACAUCUCAUACACUUUACUAUCUACAUUAGAUAUAUUUUACAGCAGGCGGCAUCAUGAAGGGACUCUGUGAUGUGUUUUGUGAUGAGAGACUUGGGGAGGAAACGUGGGUGGUGCACUCAGGGACAACUUUAACCAACACUGUUAUCUGUGUGUUUGGAAACGUGUAGCACUGGCAGAGAUGUAUCAGAGGCACUGGACGAACAGAAAACACACAAGAAAAGUGCCAAAGGAGACACGCUGCUUUUGGUCCGGCCUCUUUAAAAACCUUUGCCAGCCGUGUUUCCAUCUGACCUCAGAAUGCCAGGAGGUCGUGCCAGAGGCAUGAACUCUGUGUUUACAGUGACAGAGUUAUGGAGCAGUAAACAGUGUAGGAGUGACAGCGAGGAGCGCUCCUGUUCAGAUACGACAGCAGAGAACACUGGCGGGUCGAGACAGGAGUCGAGUGCAUGGGGUGUGACGGGUACAUGGAAGUGGUUUUAGGUGUGGGAGUGGACGGUGGGUUAUCACAGCCACUGACAGUGAGACGUUAAUGAAAUGUUUCCCUGCCAGCUUUAGUUGUGUUAGAGCCAUCUCUUCAAUGUUUUCUUGCGGGACCUCAGUGAUAACAAGAUGCUCUGUACCAGGCCAUGUUCGUACACAAGCCUGAAUGGAAACCAUGUUUUGUUACUAUGUCAAAACUAACAUUGUUAUUAAGGUAUUUAAGUGAAAUGAAGGGAUCAGAGUUUUUGCCAUAUUUAUGUUUUCGAUGACUUUAUGUUCAAGACCUUCGCAAAUGCUGCUGUACAAACAGUAAAAACCUGUUUCCUCCAGUUUCACUGAUGCGUGGAAAUCGUCCCUCAGUUAUAACCGAGUCCUCUCAGCGUGUGCUGUCAGUGUAAAGGCUGAGACCUUUACACUGACUUUUAUUUGCACUUAGAAAAUAACAGAUUUUAACAAAGAAAAGCUGCUGCACACGCUGAGGGAGCCGAUCUUAGUUUGGUAUUACUGUUUGAGAUUAAAUGUGGUCACACUGCAUGUGAGAAGGUCUUCAUAUAACAGACAGCAGUUUGGUGAAAGAGAACACUUUAGUUUCUUUAACGUGUUUGUAUUUUUUAUUUAUUUAAACAGUUUGUUCUGGAGGAGUGAGUUGUGGCUCAAGUUGACCGUUGAGAAAUGUGAUAUCACAUCCUUAGUUAUAAACUGUAACUUACACAUUUUGUCUGGGUGCCUCUGAAAAAGAAGUGCUCUCACCAUUACAGAAUGUGGCAGUAAAUAAAAUAUUUAUCCUGUUUAAUAGAAGAUCUUUGCCAGUAAUUCUUCAAAUUGAGUUGACCCUGGAAUAAACCAGACUUUUUUUCCGAUGUUCUGAAAAUUAAAUGUUCUGUUUUUGAAUUUGAAUUCAAUGAACAUGAAGUGGAGACAAAUGAAUAGUUAUUUUAUUUUCAAGUAGUAAAAUGACCUGUUGUGAAAAUGUCCAGUGUUGUCUAGUCCAUUCUGUUAAAACAGCUUGAUGCUCACUGAAUGUCUGCAUUCCAGAAGUCACUGUACAGUAAGAGUAUGAAGGUUUUUCAGGAGUCUAAACACUGAAGCAGUUAGUCUCUAUACUGUAUAAACACCGAGGUGUGGGCCAGCACAGCUGCAUUCUUCUGACAUUGGUCAGUUGUAGGUUGCAUGGGUGUUGAUAUGGAGGAGCCUCGUGCUGCCACACUGUGGCCAAAUACUGGACCUCCAGCCUCAUCUCGAUAAGAAGGAUGUAAAGGUCAAUUUUUGUCCUGACAAAAGUGAAGUUAAUAAAAUGUCACUGUUUUUAAGUUAGUCUGGAAAAAAGUGUGAAAUGCAUCAUUUAAAAUAAAGUUGUUAAUUAUUA
Molecule: messenger RNA, 2672 nt
Organism: Lates calcarifer (barramundi perch)
Lineage: Eukaryota; Metazoa; Chordata; Actinopteri; Centropomidae
Gene: prelid3b
Product: PRELI domain containing 3
Exons: 6
Coding region: 141-722 (193 amino acids)
Biological process (GO): phospholipid transport
Cellular component (GO): mitochondrial intermembrane space
Molecular function (GO): phosphatidic acid transfer activity
Source: RefSeq, a predicted model, not a curated record